AUGACUGACGCCUUGCUAGACUCCCCGCUAUAUAAAGUUGGCGAGCAUUCACUCAAGCCCGAAGAACGUGUCCAAAUCACGGUCAGGAAGGCACAAAAGCUUGCUGAAGCGUAUGGGCUCUCUCUGGAAGAUAUUUCAUCACUGUCCCCCAAGUUCUGGGCCUUCCACACCGACCCGAUUGUCUGCGACAACCCGGCAACAAUAGUCAUGAUGUCGAUUCAGUAUAACCUCGUCUUGGGGACUAUCUUGGAGCACGUUGGACAACGGGCCGACUUAAGGAGCCUCUUGGCGGACCUUUUGGCCUAUCGCGUGUCAGGCCAGUUUUGCUUAACUGAGCUGGAUCAUGGACUCGACGCAGCGAACCUAGAAACCAGAGCAGAGAUGCUGGAAGACGGGUCUGGAUUCAUCCUCAAUACGCCCCAUCCUGGAGCAGCAAAAUAUAUGCCGCCGGUCACACCCUGUGGUAUUCCUUGCGUUGGAGUCGUUAUGGCCCGCUUGAUCAAGAACAAGAAGGACCUCGGGGUCCGACCUUUUCUUGUCAAUCUCACCAAUGGAGAAGACACCUUGGCCGGUGUCGUCACUCGAGUUCUUCCAGAUCGGGGCGGCUCAUCGCCUGUCUGGCAUUCAAUCACUUCAUUCCACAAUCUAUAUCUCCCCGCUAGCGCCUUAUUGAUGCCUGACCACCGCUCCAAUACUUCUUUCCAAAAGACCAUCUGGCGCGUUGCUGUGGGCUCCCUGUCUCUUUCUGCUACUGCCAUUCCAGCACUCGCACACGGAGCAACCAUCGCCGCAAAAUACAGCCAGCGACGUUUAGUCACUGGCGGCAAGCCGGUAAUCGCCUUCCCGACCCAACACGGCCCCAUUCUGGAAGCUUUUGCGCAGCAUUUCGUGCUUGGAGUCUUUUAUCAAAGGGCCGCGAUGGCCUUCAUGAGGCCGGGACUGAGUAUGGAUGUUCGGCACGGGAUCGCGACUUGCUUCAAAGCCGUUGCAACGAGAGACGGACAGAACGCGAUGCUGAAGCUGUCGGAACGGUGUGGCGCACAAGGGCUGUUCAACUAUAAUGGACUGUCCCAGAUGCAUGCUGACCUACGAGGAAAUGCGGUUGCAGAGGGUGAUAUCCUCGUACUCUCCAUCAGACUGGUCACAGAGCUAUUACUUGGAAGAUACGCUCUCGACGAGGUGUUCUUUUCUGGCCUCCCGGUUUCACUCUUGGACAACCCACUCACUCGCCACGCCGAGGGUUUGUUAUCUACCGCCCGCUCAACCCUUUUUGGGCCAUGCAAAGGUGUUCAUCGUUCGGAGGAGUUUGCCCGUCGCAUUCUCCCGCAGUGCACCAAGAUCGUGGAAGCUAUCGGAAUGAGCUAUGCUUACGUUUCUGCUGUCUCGGCGGGACUUGACGAGCGGAUAACGGGAUUAUAUCUGGCUGUGGCUUUGCGGGAGGACCAGGGUUGGUACAUAGAGCACUUGGGGCUGACGCAGGGGCAGCUGCUGGAUGGAGAGGUUAGUGCUGUCAAAGAGGCGUUCCCGUUGCUGGGCAAGUGGAUGGCGAUGUGUGGGGCGGAGAAGUAUGUCAAGGCGCCAAUUGUGGAUAAGCAACGAUGGGAUGAUUUUGUGGGCUCUUUGAAAGUGUUCAAUGGGAGCGAGGGUUAUGUUGGCAACACACCGCUUUUCAAACGACCAACCCACUCGCUGAAACCUGCGGACAGUGUGAUCCUCACGGUCAAGAAGGCUCAAAAGCUUGCUGAAGUGUGUGCUUUGACGCUAAAUGACAUCGCCUCUUUGUCCCCCAAGUUUUGGGAGUUCCAUAUGGACCCCAUCUUCUGCACCAACUUCGCGCCACUCGUCUUGCUUGCUAUCCAGUUCAAUACUGUUGUGGGCACAAUAUUGGACCAUGUUGGUCAGCGAGAGGACUUGAAGGGUGUUCUACAAGACUUAUUGGCAUACCGAGUUUCUGGACUGGCUUGUAUAACCGAGAUUGAUCACGGACUAGAUGCACCAAACCUAGAGACCACAGCGGAGAUGUUGGAAGACAUGUCAGGUUUUGUUCUCAAUACACCUCAUCCAGGAGCAGCAAAAUAUAUGUCGGCAAUGGCUCCAUCUGGAAUUCCAAGUGUUGCUGUAGUUUUUGCUCGACUCCUUAAGCAUAAGCAAGAUCUCGGUGUCCGCCCCUUUCUGGUUUCUCUUACCGAUGGCCUCAAUGUACUUCCUGGGGUUGUUAUAAGGAUCUUACCGUUUCGUGGGGGCUCCGAGCCACUUCAGCAUUGUAUCAUUUCGUUCGAGAAUCUACAUCUCCCAGCAGCUGCAUUAUUGACCAAAGACACGGAACAAGAGGCUGAUUUCCACAAGACAAUCUGGCGUGCUGCUGUUGGUUCUAUCUCAUUCUCUGCAACCACCAUCCCCGCGCUUGCUCAUUCAGCCUUUAUUGCGGCCAAAUACAGUCAGCGCCGGCUGUCUGCAGGCCAACCAAUCAUCAACUUCCCCACGCAGCACGGACCGAUUCUCGAAGCGCUUGCCCAGCAUUUCGUUUUGAAGGCAUUCUAUCAGCGUGCGACCAGCGUCUUCGUGAAACCCGGGCUUGACAUGCGCGUCCGACACGGAAUUUCGGUGUCUUUCAAAGCUGUUGCCAUGAAGGAUGCUUUGGCAGCCUUAUAUAGACUGUCGGAACGAUGUGGUGCCCAAGGUCUUUUCAGUUAUAAUACCUUAUCUCAGCUACACAUUGAUCUUCGAGGGAAUGCAAUUGCUGAAGGCGAUAUUCUGGUAUUGUCUAUCAGACUCGCCACGGAACUUAUAUUGAAAAGAUAUGAGCUCGAUUCGGCGUUCUUACCUGGCUUGCACACACCAGACAAUCCUCUAGCUCAUCACGCUAAACACCUUCUCGUAUCUGCUCGUGCGACCCUUGCCGGACCAUGCAAAGGGGCUCAUCGAUCGAUCGAAUUUGCUCAGAGAGUACUUCCACAGUGUGCCAAGAUUGUCGAGGCAAUCGGGAUGCACUAUGCCUACGCGUCCGCUGUUUCUGCAGGACUGGACAAACACAUUUUGAAGCUGUAUCUGGCUUCGGCGAUGCGGGAAGACCAAGGGUGGUACAUCGAGCACCUAGGAUUCAAGCGAGAGCAGUUGCUCGAACAGGAGGUCACUGCCGUUCAAGAGGCGUUGCCAAUGCUCGAUGAAUGGUUGAGAAACUGCGGAGCGGCGCCGUAUGUGACCGCUCCGAUCGUGGAUGAGGGAAGUUGGAAUGAUUUCCUAGGCUCGUUGGUGGUAUUGAGAGGAAACUCCAAGGCCCGUUUGUGA
Messenger RNA from Mycena indigotica, 3288 nucleotides. RefSeq names its product Acyl-CoA dehydrogenase NM domain-like protein. The record is from RefSeq and is a predicted model, not a curated record. The coding region runs from base 1 to 3288 and encodes 1095 amino acids. Gene Ontology annotation, biological process: fatty acid beta-oxidation using acyl-CoA oxidase; lipid homeostasis. Gene Ontology annotation, cellular component: peroxisome. The transcript has 12 exons. Gene Ontology annotation, molecular function: acyl-CoA oxidase activity; FAD binding; fatty acid binding. NCBI's taxonomy places the organism in Eukaryota, Fungi, Basidiomycota, Agaricomycetes, Agaricales, Mycenaceae.